AUGCAAGACUGGAAUCCGCUUUCAGAAGAGUUUUAUCAAAAAAUCAAGUCGACAGAUCCUCCUAAAGCUUGGCACCCGCUUCGCAACAGCAUCAUCGAAUCUCUUCUAGUUCUGUAUAAAUUUGAUGAUUUACUGGAUGGAAAAUAUACUCGAAUUGUCGAUAGCGUCAGAAAAACAGUCAAAGUGGAAUUCCGCGAAUCAUCAGUUCAAGAAAUCAACGAAGCCUUCAAAAUUGGCGGCUUAUGCUUGGACCUUGAAAAUCAUGAAAUCGUUUCUUCAUCACUUGAUUCUUGCUAUAUCAUCACAGCCGUUGCUUAUUGCGAGCUGAAGUUUUCAGUGAGCAUUGGAGAUUCAAAACGUCGCGGAAACUCGCUGCAUGUUGAAAACGAAGUCUUCAAAACGAAUCAACAAGUUCCAGUCGCCUUCAAAGCAGAUUUAUUUCCUGUUGAUCCCGAAACUGGCGAGCUUGGAAUGAGAAUGCGCCACGAUGGAUCGGAAUUGAGAGAGGGCCGAUGGAAGAAACUUGUGAGAAAAGAAGAAAAAGCUCUGCGAGUUCCUGUUGACUACCAGUACACUGAAAGUAGCCGUGUUUAA
Molecule: messenger RNA, 594 nt
Organism: Oikopleura dioica
Lineage: Eukaryota; Metazoa; Chordata; Appendicularia; Copelata; Oikopleuridae
Source: the annotation of a GenBank genome assembly